CUAGAGCCAAAUACUCUGGAUUCCUGGUAAGGGGACCGUUUGGGGUUUGAGGGCCACCAUGCAGCGUGAGGGAUGCAGGAUGGGUGGUGGGGCGCAGGAGCCAGCUGGGGCAGGGAUGAUAACUUUGGACGAUCUGGACAAUAUGACGGAUGAACCGGGUUCGGACUCCGCGUACAACAGCAACGGAAGCAUAGAGGAGGAACCCGAGCCCAUGGACGACGCAGAACAAGACAGACUUCUUCAGUAUUGGCAAACCGUUGGAAGAGGACAUCAGGUGGAGGUUCCAAACGAAAUGGCUGAGCCUAUCCAGCAGCUAACCCGAGGUAACCGCACCGAAGAGCGGCAGAACGUCCCCUUCCUGACGAUCAGCCGCAAAGAAAAGUGUGGAGAGGUCCUGUAUGAAAAGAGACGGUACGGAAAAGCCAAAUGGGCUUGUGUCAAAAUGAGCGAGGAACAGUACGAGCAGAGCAUAUGUCUGGGCUUCAUGAAGCUAAUGAGAUACAUCUGCGAGCAGAACUCGGCAGGUUUAUACCUCGGGAUGACUAUUCCGAUCCUAACCGUGGUGCACACGGACGGGUCUCAGUCAGGACUCUCGCGCUCGGUCACCGUGGCCUACUACGUCCCAACUCAUCUUCAGGAGCAACCACCGCAGGCGACGGAUCAAGACGUUGUCAUCGAAGAAUGGCCUCCUACGAUUGUUUUGACCAGGUCCUUCAGCGGCGUCACCAAUGAAGAGUCCAUUAUGCAUCAGAUCCACUUGCUUGCUGAGCUCUUGGAGUCCCCGGACCUGUGCCUUCAGGACACGUUCAUCGUAGCCGGAUACACCAACCCGGCGGCGGCCAACAGACAGAACGAGAUCUGGUUCAUAGAGAGGCCCUGAAUGGCCAGAUCCAAAAGGUGGGAAGCACCAAGCGGACCAGUAACAUUGUAACCACUUCCAAGCAAAUGGAUUCCCAGUGUCCUUCUCG
This is a messenger RNA of Spea bombifrons (plains spadefoot toad), 968 nucleotides long. Its product is annotated as heme-binding protein 2-like. The transcript is spliced from 5 exons. NCBI's taxonomy places the organism in Eukaryota, Metazoa, Chordata, Amphibia, Anura, Pelobatidae. The coding region runs from base 59 to 880 and encodes 273 amino acids. The record is from RefSeq and is a predicted model, not a curated record.